AUGGUCCCUUAUGGAGACCUUCCAAGCAUGGUUCCAAGUCGAGAAGGAAAAGAAACGACUGGCUCACGAACGGCUGAAAAAGAUAGUAAUGGCGAUGCAGCAACAGGAAAGAACAAGCCCAAGCUCGCCCUCGCCGCUGCUUCGGAAGACAAGGCUGCUAGUAGUAAAGCCAAUAACGUUCAUAGCUUCGACAUCACUCCGGGAGCAACUGCCAUCCGAGGUUCGAAGUCUGCUAAUACCGCUAGGGAUACUGAGAGCCUUGCUACCGUUGAAGUAUCUGGUUCCAACGAGGGUGCCAAUCAUUCGAGUACCAGCCCGGAUCCAAUGCUGGUACCAGAUCAGGACGAGUCGUUCUUGGCUGCUGAAGCAAUAGACCAUGACGAGGAAGUCGCUGCGGCCUACGAAAGAGGCACGAAAGAUGCUCGGAAUGAAGCAGAUCAAUUGCGGCAGCAAGUCGAAGAAUUGCAAAAGCAAAGAGCAGUCGCCGAAGUCGCGAUCCCUGUGGAGACCACCGAAACAGAAGACGACGAAGAAGAGGAACGAAAUAAGAAGUGUUCUCCUUUCACAAUCUUUUUGUUGACAAUGCUGGGAAUAGCCGGUAUUGCUGCAGCUGUAAUACUCGGAACUCGAUCUAAAGCUGCUAAAGAUCAAAUGGCAACGGCGAUACCAAGUCUUUCACCAACUUUGUCACCAACAGUGUCGCCAACUCUGUCACUUGCACCAACCAGUACACCCAAAUUCUUUUUCCAGCAACUUGGAGAGCAGCUUAAUGGAUCGCCCGGUGAUGACUUUGGCUCUUCUAUUUCCCUAUCCAGCGAUGGGCGUGUUAUGGCUGUGGGUGCCGUCGAAAUAGGUUCCACGGGAUAUGUCAAUCUAUACCAACUUGAUGGAGUAACGUGGACUCUCCUCAGGACAUUUAAAGGAACCAAUUCAGGAGACAUGUUUGGACAUUCUGUUUCCGUUUCAGGAGAUGGGAAUAGUCUAGCCGUUGGUAUACCAGGGCCUGGCAGUGACACUCGAAACGCUAGGGAAGGGCGAGUGAAGGUAUUUGAUGUUGGAAGCAAUGACACUUGGGAGGCGAUCGGAAAUGAACUAUUUGGUACAAAGCGCGACGGAGGAGGAUAUUUUGGGUUUUCUGUUUCCUUGUCGGAAGACGGAAAGAUGCUGGCAGUUGGUGAGCCCGGGAACGGUGGCAUGAAUCGAGCUUAUGAGCCAGAUGGUGGCCGAGUCACCGUUUAUGAACUGAUCAAUGGUUUGUGGGAAGACAUUGGAAGUCCCAUUGUAGACGAGUGCUGCCUGCGGCUGGGGUGGGCAGUCGAACUCAGCGCAGGGAGCCACUUGCGAAUUGCUAUAAGUGGACGAUAUGAAUAUGAAUAUUUAACACAAGGACAAGUGCUUGAGCUUGUUGACGGAGACUGGAAGCCAAUUGGUCAGAGUUUCCCGAAUUAUGAGCUCGGAGAAACAGCUUUAUCGCAAGAUGGGAAUGUUGUUGCAUUCUCAGGCAUAAACCGGUCAUCGGAGUACGACAGCCAGAAUACAGAUCAAUCAUACCCUGGUGUUGUAUCAGUCCAUCGAUAUAAUCCUAGUACCAACUGGACGGAAAUGGGACGUAUUGAAGUUGGGAAUAUUACGAGGGCACCUACAGUGUCCCUGUCCCCCGAUGGGGAAGUCUUGGCUAUCGGCAAUCCUGUUUAUGAUUCAGUAGGACGUGUAUUGUUGUUCUACUAUGACAAUUCUACAAGCACAUGGGCGCCUUUUACUGAAGGAGAUUUCGUUGGAAGACAACAUGAUGGCCGAUUUGGUUCUAGCAUUGCGCUUGUCGGUAGCAAAGACAACUUCACUGUUGCCGUUGGAUCGUUUGCGUCAAACGUUCAUGGAUCUGCUGGAAGUGUGGCUGUAUACAAUCGCCGUUUUGGUGUCGUACCGACUGUCACAAUGGGGCCGACUCCUGCGCCUACUGCAGCUACUGUUUCAUUUAACGAGAUUUAUAAAUGGCAUGGUGAUGAUAAUUAUGAGGACUUUAUCGUUGGAAAUGCUGUGAGUCUGUCGAAAGAUGGGCGAGUGCUGGCCCAGAGCUACUUUGAUGGACCACAAACUGUUGUGAAAGUUUACGAAGAUCAAAGCUGGGACGACCAACCGCACUGGAAAUCAAUUGGAACUCUAACGAGCCCCGACACAGAAGCAAAGUUUGCUUUAUCUGCGGACGGACGUGUUGUCGCUCUUUGUAAUAACAUUCCAUCCGAGGAAAGCAAUGCCACAGUUAGCGUCUUUCAGUACACCGGAAGAGGAAGGUGGGAUCAAUAUGGUGCUGAUAUCAAUAGCGCCAGAGCAGGUGAUUUUCAGGAGGUUAACUAUUUAUCGUUGUCUCAAAAUGGAAGUACAAUUGCUAUAGGCGCGAUAUUGCCGGAUGACUGGUACGAAGCACCUGUUGUUUACCGAAUGGAAAAUGGCCAGUGGGAGCAGCUUGGAGAGCAGGAACCAUGGACCUCUGUAACGUCGCUAUCCCUGUCAUGCGAUGGCAAUAUAGUUGCGAUUGGGGAUAGCCUGCCGGAGCUUUUUGGUGACGAUACAGGAGCAGCAGCAAUAUUUAAGUACGUGGAUGACAAGUGGCAACAGUUGGGUCAACGUUUUUCUGGUAGUGGACGAAAAAUAUAUUUUGGGCGUUCAGUAUCUCUAUCUUGCGAUGGAACUGUAGUAGCAAUUGGAAGCUCAAGCAAUGAUAUUGACAAUGGAAGGAAUGUGGGUCACGUUCGUGUCUAUCGGUACAGUGUCAUGGCCAAUUGGACGCAGAUUGGAAAGCCUCUUAUUGCGGAUGAAAGCGGGGAUGGUUUUGGCAAUUCUUUUUCGCUAUCUGCAGACGGAAGAAAACUUGCUAUCGGAGCCGCUGCUGGUAGCUACGUGAAAGUAUAUGAAUAUGACGAUGAGAAUGCCUAUUGGCAUCAAGUGGGAGCCACGUUGGAAGAUGAAUUAACUGGUAGUGGUUUUGGUAAGAGCGUUGCAUUAGCAGACACGGGCGAAGGAACCAAGCUGGCUGUGGGGGCACCGUUCUAUGUGAAAUCGGCGUCCGCACUCACGGGUAGAACCCGCUUGUUCCAGGAACAACAGGUGGAAGGAACAAACUCCCCAACUGAAACCCCUCUGCUCGCAGAGAGCGUCGACUUUCCGCUCCAAAAUUGCGAGGGAGAUUGUGACACUGACUUCGAUUGUGAUCGUGGGUUGCUUUGCAUGCAGCGAGACGGUGGUGAAUCAGUACCUGGAUGCUCCGGUGGAGAAGAAGACGACAGUCUAACUGACUAUUGCAUCAAGUGCCAAGAUGUUCCUGGGUGGUUAGAUGACGUAGAUAUUGAAUGGGGCAAAAACUGUAAAUGGUAUCAGGACAAUGAUGCUCCUGGUUGUCCAAACUGGGGAUUAGGACGUGUUGGACUUUUUGGGUUGACGGCAAAGGAGGCAUGUUGUCACUGCAAGAGCAGGGACUGUGGAGAUGUUCCGGAUUGGUCCUACCUUGAUUCCUGCACGAGCCGAGACUGCGGAGAUGCUCCAGUUGUCUGGGAAGAUUCAUCCUCCCGUCACCUAAGAUGCGAUUGGUACGAAAUGUUCGAUGAAAUUGGUUGUCCCAAUACUGGUGACGAUUGGGGAAUCGCAUAUGAUAAUAGUGAUGGUGGUGGAUCCACCGGCAUGUCGGCAAACGAUGCCUGUUGUCAUUGUCGAACCUACUAA
Messenger RNA from Cylindrotheca closterium, 3717 nucleotides. The record is from the annotation of a GenBank genome assembly. NCBI's taxonomy places the organism in Eukaryota, Bacillariophyta, Bacillariophyceae, Bacillariales, Bacillariaceae.